AUGGCCCCUCAAGGGGGCAGGUGCGCCCGGGCACUUAUCAAGCCCCCUCAUCUCAAGCAGAUGGGCGUGCCUCAUUCUUCACGAAAUCUUCGAGGAGUGAGCCAGAAUCAGAAUGCAGUGAAGAAAGUGGCCAGGCUGAAACUGAACUGCCCACACAUGAAAGUGACAGAGAGGAAAGUGAUAGAAAAGAAAAGGGUGAUCAAGCAGCCAGGGUCUUUGAAGAGGCCUCAAGCCAAAAGAGUUUUGGAAAGCCGACUGGCAGAUCAGCCGGAGAUAGGCAAGCUGGCGAGAUCAAACAAGUUGACAGUGUUGGAGAGGCGAUCGGUGAGUGCAAAUAUCGAGGAGCAGUACAGAAAUUACUAUCAGAAGUUUCUGAGUUUCUGCCAGGCACAAGAUCUCGAUUUGCCACCAUCUCCAAGCACAGAUGCAAACCUGAGCGAUUUCAUGGAUGUGUUGUUCUUCGAGGGGAAGCCCAUGAACGAAGGGGAGAAGAUCUUAGCGAGCGUGGAGUUCCAUCACAGCUGCCUCAAAGGAAGGCUUGUCAGGGCCCGAAAAGCUCUGCGUGGGUGGCGCAAAGAAUGCCCGCCCGAGAGUCGAAUUCCUCUGCCGAAGCUGGUGGCCUAUGGCAUGUGCAUGAUUCUGUACGCCAUGGGUCUCAAACUCCAUGCCCUGAAGCUCAUCUUGGACUUCGACACAUACAUGAGGCCGGGAGAGAGCUUGGACCUGCUCAAGAAACACUUGGUCAAGCCGGUUUCCAAUGCUGGACUCCAGUAUCGUUGGUAUGCGGUGGUGAUCAGAGAUUUCGACGAGUUGCGGCCCGACAAAGUGGGGGUGUUCGACAACAGUGUCCCACUAAACAGCAGGGAGCGGAAAUGGAUUGGUCCAGUCCUCCAUGCUCACACCAAGACUCUUCCCAGCAACGAUUCAAAGAUUUUCCCAUUCACUGCGAAGGAGUAUGGGAGAGAAUUCACCAAGGCGGGAGAGCUGCUGGGACUCAAAGGGCUACACCCUUACCAACUUCGUCAUGGCGGAGCAGCAGACGAUCUGAACUCGAAGGAGAGAGAUCACCAGGGCGUCAAAGCCAGGGGCCGGUGGCAGACGGAUCAAUCCGUCCGCCGUUACACCAAGGUGGGAAAGAUUCAGCAAAUCUUGAACCAGCUCUCACGACCAAACAUGGAGUUUUGUCGUUGGUCACACCGAAACCUCGAGAAAGUGUUUCACGGAACAGACCAUGACGGCGUCUUCUUGACCUUGCGAGCUCAACCUUACCCAGAUGCCUUGGCUGUCUUGGUUAGCCAACAAGUGGUCCCUGACUUCAACUCCACCACCUACCCCAACCACCACACUUGGGGGACAGAUGUGAUCACUGGAGGAAGCUGCAGCCUCUUAGACCUGGAGGACGAUCCCCCGGAAGCGGCCGAAGACGGCGGCUCCAAGGCGGGCAACGAAAACGUGGAGCAGACUGAGGCUGCACCGCAGGUAGAUCAGGAGCGCUUGGCCGUGGCCCUGAAGCGUGUCACGAAGGACUCGCAACGGCGAGUAAAGGCUGCACAGGCCGCAAACGCACGCUCGGUGUUCAUCACAAACCUGCCAUUCAAGGCCAAGGAGGAUGAGAUCCGUGACUGGCUGGGCCCGGCCGGCGACAUCAAGGGCUUACGGCUCAACCGCGACAAGGCUACAACCAAGGCCUUGGGCUAUGGUCAUGUACAGUUUGCCUCGCCUGAAGCUGCCGAGAAUGCUGUGAAGCAGUGCGACAAGAUCGAGUUGCACGGGCGGGUGAUGCGUGUGGCGCCGAUUUCAGACGAGAAGUUCCAGUUUGAGCUUCCGGAGGAAAUCAAGGAAGAUCUUCGCAAUCUCCUCAAGGAGGCUUAUGAAGGGAAGAACAUCAGCACCAUCAAGGAUGCCUGGCAGAAGAGGCAUCCUGGACAGAAGCUGAACACCACCAAGUGGGGUUUCAAAAACUUCUCGACGGCCCUGAAGACCUUGGAAGGAGUGACACUGGAGCAUCACUUGGAAAAGACCCUGACCUUCCUCGCCUUCUUUGACGGAUCUUCGAAGCACAAAGAGUUCUUGGAGGCCAAAGCCAAGAAAGCCAGCCUCGGCCCUGCAACGCUGACGCCUGGGGAGGCAAAGCGUGCAGCCGCAGAGGCCGAUCCUGUGCCCAAGGCUCAAAACGGCUCCAGUUGA
This is a messenger RNA of Cladocopium goreaui, 2187 nucleotides long. Lineage: Eukaryota; Dinophyceae; Suessiales; Symbiodiniaceae. The record is from the annotation of a GenBank genome assembly.